AUGCCCGCACUGAGUUGUCCAAUGCCUGAGGCUAUUGGAGCAUGGAAGCUUCCCGUGGCUACGGCACUAGUUUCGAGAGGACCAGGCGAGAUCUGUUGGAUUGAGGUAUCCGUGGGACCAGACGUGGUUUCAGAACUUGCGCCCUCGUUCGUCUUCUCAAUAAGCCACCGAGCACUUGUUCGUGCACGUUCACGAAGCAGAGCCUCUCCUCGUUCAAGAUGGGCAAAAUCGCUUGAUGGCAGCAGCCACAUUCAAGAAGUCGGCUUUGCCACGAACUCGAAACAUGGGAAGUUUGGAGAUCUGACGAACGGUCUUGGUCGUCGUUACCGCAUGCGUGUCCACGUUGGCUUCGCCCUCAUCAUCGCAGGAUGGCUCGCCUCCGUGGUGGCAGUCUUCACUGGCUGCAUUCCCUUCCACAAGUACUGGCAGAUUAGCCCCAACCCGGGCAAUAGCUGCCAACCCGCCGAGGCCGGCCUUAUCGUCUGGUCUUCCUUCGCCGCGAAUAUCGCAUCUGAUAUCUACCUCAUCGUCAUUCCCCUCCCGCUUCUCUGGGGUUCCAGGCUUCGCCUUGUCGAAAAAAUCGGUUCCACCCUCGUCCUGAGCGCCGGUAUCUUCCUCCUUGUCUGCGCCACCCUGAAGAACAUCUUCGUCGACGACAUCAACGGCGCCGAACUCGCCGGCACCCGGGGCACCCGCGAGGCCUUCGUAGCUGUCAUCACCACCAACAUCCCCAUGGUCUUCCCCCUCUUCAAGUCCUGGCUCAAGCCCCUCUUCGGCUCCUCUUCGCAGCGCACCACCGACAACAAGUAUAAGAUCCCGGACGGGUUCCGCCCCAUCGGCGGCGGCGGCGGUGGCGGCUCCAACUCGCACUCGCAGUUCCGCCGCGGCAACGGCAACAGUUCCAACAUCCUGACCAACGUCACCUUCACCGAGAGCGAGGAGCGAAUCGUCAACGAGAUCAAGAUGCAGAAAUGA
This is a messenger RNA of Podospora bellae-mahoneyi, 975 nucleotides long. RefSeq lists its product as uncharacterized. The coding region runs from base 1 to 975 and encodes 324 amino acids. The record is from RefSeq and is a predicted model, not a curated record. The transcript is spliced from 6 exons. Lineage: Eukaryota; Fungi; Ascomycota; Sordariomycetes; Sordariales; Podosporaceae.